Molecule: messenger RNA, 2456 nt
Organism: Engraulis encrasicolus (European anchovy)
Lineage: Eukaryota; Metazoa; Chordata; Actinopteri; Clupeiformes; Engraulidae
Gene: gpr37b
Product: G protein-coupled receptor 37b
Exons: 2
Coding region: 568-2454 (628 amino acids)
Biological process (GO): adenylate cyclase-inhibiting G protein-coupled receptor signaling pathway; positive regulation of MAPK cascade
Cellular component (GO): signaling receptor complex; plasma membrane
Molecular function (GO): G protein-coupled peptide receptor activity; prosaposin receptor activity
Source: RefSeq, a predicted model, not a curated record
CGCUGCACCUACCCAGCUGUGUGGCAGUCAGACACACAGACCGUUGCCAGCAUAUCCCUUCUCCUUACCACGGACUCCUCUCUGCACAUCGCCUUGCAACGGAGCGGAGGAGGGAAAACACACAGCGAGGCGCUGCACCACAUCAACAUCCAGGAAAAAAACUUCAGGUUGCCGCACCCAAGGAAUAUAAAAAUGCAACCAUUUUGUUGGACUGAGAUGGAUCUGCUAUUGCCAUCGCAGGGCUGGAGCACUUACUGUGUGUGCAAGGAUACCUCGCUUGACAAGGCAUAGCACCUGGAGCUACUUUGGUGUGAGGGGUAAAAGUCAAAGGAGGAUUCUGCUAGCAGCUGGAUUUUGAAGUACAAGGACCACGCAUGCCGAUUUUACGCAUCGCCUAUGAGCGGAUUAAAACAACGACGCGGGCUUGACUCGGAAGAAUACACGGGAAGUUUGUUUACAGGUGGCGCAAGUAAUGACUCGAUAUUUAGUCUGUAUUUCGCAACCGUGCCCGUGGUUACAUUUGGCAGAUAUUUCAUCCAGCGACUAACAUCACACGACCUACAUUAAAUGGCUCGGACAAUGCAGAUGUUGCUUAUCAAAGCAGUGCUGAUUUUUGGAGGAUACGUCCCUGUGGCAUCAUUUAGGAAUGAUGAUGGGGCAUUACGAACCAAAGACGGCGUGCAGGAUUUCAACAAUACAUACAGAGAAGCCUUCGAGUCCCUCCGGGGAACUAGUCAGCACCAGGCUAGCGCUUUUCACAAUACGGGCCGCCACGCCACAGGUGUACCCUUGCUGGAACACACAGGCUCAUCAUUUAAUGGGGAAGAUGCUAAAAUUCACCAUGGCAUAGUGUGGCAGAGAAAGCACGGUGGCCACUCUCAUCUUUCACACCGGCUCACGGAAAGAGGAGACGUCUCCAUCGAAACCAACAACAAUGUCUCGCGGCGACACAAGAGGAAAAAGUUGAACAACGAGAUGCCUGCUACCAUGGGAACGCCAGGCGUACAUAAUAACACCAAGCCCCCUGCGGUGAACAAGCGAGGACUGCACAAGAGAAAUCACCGAAGGAAAAGAGGCACGAAAGAGAACCAAAAGAAAGCGCACAAGAGCGGCCGAAAAGGCGCAGCCGCUUUCACGCGCCCUGAAACUUCUGUCAACGUGUUGAGUGCUCCAUUCACAAUGUGGGAGCCUUCGCCAAAACUUAUGACCCUCACGUCCACACAUUUCCCUUUCGAUUUGACCAGGAGUGGUGAAUAUUACACCAAACAAGAUGAGGAAGAGGAUCCGUGGGACAUGACACCCAUGACACCCCCAUAUGACAUAGAUCAUGAGGAGGAAUACUUCCCAAACCCUUUCUAUCCCGUCACGAGUGCGACGUUUGGAGCGUACGCCAUCAUGGUCGUGUCAACCAUCAUAUUCCUGGUCGGAAUAGUUGGAAAUAUCGCCAUCAUGUGCAUUGUGUGCCAUAACUACUAUAUGAGGAGUAUCUCCAAUUCCCUUCUGGCCAACUUGGCCGUUUGGGAUUUCGUAAUGAUUUUGUUCUGCCUGCCCCUUGUGGUGUUCCAUGAGCUGACAAAGACCUGGGUCAUGGGCCAGUUCACUUGUAAGGUUAUACCAUACAUUGAGGUGGCUUCAUUGGGCGUCACCACCUUCACGCUGUGCGCCCUUUGCAUCGACCGCUUCCGUGCCGCCACCAACGUGCAGAUGUACUACGAGAUGAUCGAGAACUGCACCUCCACCUCUGCCAAACUGGCCGUCAUCUGGAUCGGCGCCCUGCUCCUCGCCUUACCCGAACUCCUCAUCCGCCAGCUGGUCACGGAGGACGGUGGCCCCCCCGACGACCCGGUCCCUGUGGAGCGCUGCGUGGUGCGCAUCUCCACCUCCCUGCCCGAUAUGUUGUACGUGCUGGGCCUGACCUACAACAGCGCGCGCCUCUGGUGGUGCUUCGGCUGCUACUUCUGCCUGCCCACGCUCUUCACCAUCGGGUGCUCGCUGGUGACUGCACGCAAGAUCCGGCUGGCCGAGCAGGCCUGUGCCCGGGGCAACAAGAAGCAGAUCCGGCUGGAGAGCCAGAUGAACUGCACGGUGGUGGCGCUGGCCAUCGUCUACGGCGCCUGCGUGGUGCCCGAGAACAUCUGCAACAUCGUGUCGGCGUACAUGGCGGCGGGCGUGCCGGAGAACACCAUGGAGCUCCUGCACCUGCUGAGCCAGCUGCUGCUGUUCUGCCGGGCCGCGGUGACGCCGGUGCUGCUGCUGUGCCUGUGCCGGCCGUUCGGGCGCGCCUUCCUGGACUGCUGCUGCUGUUGCUGCGGCGACGCGUGCGGCCAGGCGCGCUCCUCGGCCACCACGAGCGACGACAACGAGCACGAGUGCACCACGGAGCUGGAGCUGUCGCCCUUCAGCACCAUACGGAGGGAGAUGUCCAACUACACGGCCGUGGGGUCGCACUGUUAAGA